GGCUUAUGUAAUACAUAUCUUAGUAUCCUAAGCUUAGAUUUAGAAUUUGAAGUUCGCGAUAAGAGCCUCCAACAAUAUCAACCCUUCACCAUUCAAACAUUCACCAUAAUAAUAAUAAUAGCAUCAUCUAUGACAACCUCAAGGACCCCACAUGAUGUACGCCUACGAACAUGCGCUUCGAUGUUGAAGAGCUGAGGACUCUUUAAUACUUUGACCGAGUAGAAGAACGAAAGAGAAAAGAGAGCCGUUGCGUUGCGCCCGGCUGUCUUUGGAAUCAAUUAUCAUCAGCACGAUGCAGCCGUCACCCACUCUAAUCUGCCGUCUCCUCGCUCUCCGCGUCUCCAAAUUCCCUCCCACGACCCGCCGAUUCACCAGAAAUACAAACCUCGCGUCCCGGGGUCGACCUCAGAUUCCGUUCCUAUCGGUACCGCUAGCAAGGAACCAUCAGUUCCGAUACCUCACCACCGAGCGAAAGCGAUGGCUAGCCUAUGAGGUCUUCCUCGGCGUCAAGUAUACCCUCUACAUCUGGGCCAUCGCCGGCUUCUCCAUCGCCGGCUACUGGGCCAUACAGCAGGAGUGGCUCGAGAGGAAAUACCCGUCGCCGCACGACUGGGGGUUCAUCACCCGCCUGCAGUUCAGGCUCGCGAAGUGGGCCCCCGACCGGUCCGACUUGCCAGAGCCCGACUGGGUGCUGACGGGCAACUAUGCCAAAAGCGUGGUCGAGAGGUUGGAAGACGAGAAGACCGAAGGCGCCGGGCUUAGGAAAACCGAAGACGGCGGCGCAUACGCAUACGAUGUAACGUCGAAAAGCGAGCCGUGGAGGAGGGGCUAUUACGAGGCUUUAAUGCUGUGUGCCAAGACAGCCGAGCAUCUGGAUGACCAGGUCGUAGAUAACACGCGACACCUAGUCUUUCCAGCCGACCAAGUCAUAGGACCGUCGAACCCGAACCCGAAGCCCAUCUCCCCGGGCUCGCCAAGCGCGCCUCGCGAACAGGACUGCGAUCGCGCCUUCGAAACCCCCGACACCUUCUACAAGAAAAUCCUAGCGACCCGAGGCCUCACGCCCAAGCAGAAGCUUGACGCGGCGUUAGAGUACGCCUCGUGGCUGGACUUCAAGGGGCUCCACGACGCCGCCGAGCAGACGUACGAGCGGGCCCUCGAGCUCGCCACGGGUACCGAGCCCCCUCCGUACGACCCCAAGUCCUUCGUCCUGCAGGACCUCUCGCGCGCCCCCUCCGCCAACAUCCUCAACACCCUCACCGCCCUCGCCACCCACAAGGCGCGCACGGGCGACAUCUCCGCCGCCCUGCCCAUACUCAUCUCCGUCCUGCGCGCGCGCCGAUCCCUACCGCGUCCCGAGUCUUCCCAACGGAAACACACGUACGUCGACCUGGACGACGACGUCCCGACCUCGUCCCCCUGGUCCCCGAGCAACAUCGCCGGCGCCGCAUCCCGCCUUCUCUCGCCCCCCGCGUACCCGCCGCCGCCGGACGACGGGACGUCCCCCCCGGUGCGGGACGCGAAGGAGCUGUGCGAGGAAGCCGGUCUGAACCUGUAUAUCGGGGAGAUCAUUUUUGCCACCACCACCUCUUCCACCUCUUCCUCUUCCGGCUCUAAUAAGAGUCGCGAGGACGGCCUAGCCUGGACCCGCGAAGCCGUCGACCUAGCCGAGGAGCAGCUGCACAAGCUGACGCAUACGGGCGACGUUCGCGGGGACGCCAAGAAGACGUGUAAGGAGUGUCUGGUGACGGGCCUGGAGAACUGGCAGGCCAUGGUGUCGCGGCUGGCGCGGGAGGAGCGCGAGAGGGAGGCUUCGCUGAAAAAUAAUAACAACAGUAACAACAAGAACGGGGAGUUGGCGACGAAAGCAAGCGGCGGCGGUUGGUUAGCGGGUCUGUGGGGAGAUGGGAACGCCGAAGCAGCAGCAGCAGCAGCAGCUGGAGGACGAUGGACUGCGGAGGAGAACGUAGUGAAAGAAAGGACGAAGAGGGUACAGGAUCUACUGGAGGAGGCUGACGCGCCUAAAGCUGGGUUCGGGUCUUUGUUCUGGGCAUGAUGGAUGUGAUAUAUGCCUAUAGGUACAUAAAGGUGUAUGUUGUUACAAUAUGUAAGGUACGAAAUGGUUAAAAAAAAAAAGGAAUCCUCGGGGGUACUUGUCUACCUAGGUACCUAAGGUUAAUGAUGUAUAUGCCAUCAUAAAAAGCAUGCAAUGCAAUCUACGCCUUGCCUGGCCUAUUUCAUUAGACACAUUAGGGUUAAGAGCACGAUGGUAGAAUCUUUGACUAAGGUGGAUUUUGUGUACAUUAGCCUCAUUUGUGCUUCCGAUUCCACCUUUGGCGGAACAGAAGAGACUGGUGAUAUGUCAAUUACCAUAUCCCUUUAACUUAAUAUCUUAGGUACCUACCUAAGGUACCUAUGAUCAUAUACCUAAGGAGAGGGAUAUUCACCUAGUAGAAU
Daldinia caldariorum is the source of this 2457-nucleotide messenger RNA. RefSeq lists its product as uncharacterized. NCBI's taxonomy places the organism in Eukaryota, Fungi, Ascomycota, Sordariomycetes, Xylariales, Hypoxylaceae. The record is from RefSeq and is a predicted model, not a curated record. The transcript has a single exon. Bases 293 to 2056 code for a protein of 587 amino acids.